This is a messenger RNA of Glycine soja, 2423 nucleotides long. RefSeq names its product probable E3 ubiquitin-protein ligase ARI2. The record is from RefSeq and is a predicted model, not a curated record. The transcript has 7 exons. Gene Ontology annotation, biological process: positive regulation of proteasomal ubiquitin-dependent protein catabolic process; protein polyubiquitination; ubiquitin-dependent protein catabolic process. Gene Ontology annotation, molecular function: ubiquitin conjugating enzyme binding; ubiquitin protein ligase activity; zinc ion binding. Lineage: Eukaryota; Viridiplantae; Streptophyta; Magnoliopsida; Fabales; Fabaceae. Gene Ontology annotation, cellular component: ubiquitin ligase complex; cytoplasm. The coding region runs from base 247 to 1845 and encodes 532 amino acids.
AACUUGCAAAGCUAGAAGAAAAGGUUCUCUCCCUCUCUCUCUUCUUCUCUUUCUCUGCGUGUGUGUUCGUGAGUGGAGUGGCGUAUGUGUAGCUGCGCUCUCUAUCGCCGGCGCUCUCGUCGGAAUUUCCGUUAUUGAUUUUUCCGAUCACCGGAUUCGAUCCAAUCCCUAAUCCCUAAUCCCGCGAUUCCAUCAAUUGAAAAAAUUGAAUAGCCAUUGAACCGUUUCGUUUCGGGGGUAGCGGAGAUGGACGUUUACGCGAGCAGCGACGAAGAUUACCAUUACGACUCCGACCACGAGGACUCCGUCGAGGCCUACGAAAACGACGAGAAUUACGCCUUGCUCUCUUCCAAGGGCACCACUACUAAGGUGAUUACAAAGGAAUCACUGCUAGCUGCACAGAAGGAGGAUUUGCGCAGAGUGAUGGACAUGCUAUCGGUGAGAGAGCAACAUGCUCGGACGCUGCUUAUUUUUCAUCGUUGGGAUGUGGAGAAUCUGUUUGAAGUGUUAGUAGACAAGGGGAAAUCAUUUCUCUUUGCUGAAGCUGGUGUUAGUGUGGAUGAACAUCGCAACUCUGACUCACCUGUUCCUCCUGCAUUCAUGUGCUACAUCUGUAUGGAGGAAGUUCCUAGUAGCAAAACAACGAGAAUGGACUGCGGUCACUGCUUUUGCAACGGCUGUUGGAUAGAGCACUUUAUUGUCAAGAUAAAUGAGGGUCAAAGUAAGCGCAUUAGAUGCAUGGAACACAAGUGCAAUUCCAUAUGUGAUGAUGCCGUUGUAAGAACUCUACUCAGUAGAGAGCACCCUCAUAUGGCAGAGAAAUAUGAACGCUUUCUGCUUGAAUCUUACAUUGAAGACAAUAAGAGAGUUAAAUGGUGCCCCAGCACACCUCAUUGUGGGAAUGCAAUACGGGUCGAGGAUGAUGAACUGUGUGAGGUAGAAUGUUCAUGUGGUGUACAAUUUUGUUUUAGUUGUUUGUCAGAAGCACACUCCCCUUGUUCAUGUCUGAUGUGGGAGCUUUGGGCUAAGAAGUGCCGAGAUGAAUCAGAAACAGUUAAUUGGAUAACUGUUCAUACAAAACCAUGUCCAAAGUGUCACAAACCAGUGGAGAAGAAUGGUGGUUGUAACUUGGUUAGCUGUAUCUGUGGCCAAGCAUUUUGUUGGUUGUGUGGUGGAGCUACUGGCCGAGAGCAUACUUGGUCAAGUAUAGCUGGUCAUAGCUGUGGUCGAUACAAAGAGCAAGAAAAGACAGCUGAACGUGCAAAGAGGGAUCUAUAUCGUUAUAUGCAUUAUCAUAACCGAUAUAAAGCUCACACAGACUCCUUUAAGAUUGAAAGUAAACUGAAAGAGACUAUACAAGGGAAGAUUGCCAUUUCAGAAGAAAAAGAUUCUACACUCAGAGAUUAUAGCUGGGUAAAUAAUGGACUCUCCAGACUUUUCAGAUCUAGGCGAGUCCUAUCAUAUUCAUAUGCAUUUGCAUUUUAUAUGUUUGGAGAUGAGCUUUUUAAGGAUGAAAUGACAGAUGCUCAACGGGAAAUAAAACAGAACUUAUUUGAGGAUCAACAGCAACAGCUUGAGGCAAAUGUUGAAAAGCUCUCUAAAAUUUUGGAGGAGCCUUUUGAAACCUUUUCAGAUGAUAAGGUUGUUGAGAUAAGGAUGCAGAUACUCAACCUUUCAACAAUUAUUGACAAACUUUGUCAAAAAAUGUAUGAAUGCAUUGAGAAUGAUCUAUUGGGUUCUCUCAAUCUUGGCAUUCAUAGUAUUGCUCCAUACAAGUCAAAGGGCAUCGAGAGGGCAUCAGAACUUUCAGUUGGCUGGAACAACAAAGUCAAUAAUACUGUUUGACUUUGUGGAUGCUCAUCAGAAAAUGUUACUGAGUGAAAAGGAUUAUUGUAUAUAUGCUGCAAGCGUAGGUGUAACAGAAGAACUUGAUCGACCAUCUGGAUCAGGGAGUUCAGACGAUAAUGGAUGUUCUUCUCGUAAACGUGCUAGAAAAGAGGGUCUUGGAGGUGGUGGUUUUUUUGAUCUAAACUUGCCAGCAGAGUUUGUAGACAGAAAUUGACUUUGAAGGACACCUUAUUAUACGUACAGGCGUACAGGUCUAACAACAUAAAAUUGCUUUGCUUUGCUGCCUUUGGAAGGAAGGAAUUAAUCUUUUUGGAUUUCAUACCCCAUUUGCUUUCUCAUAUCUUUCUUUUAGCCAGCCAUGUCUCUGCUGAGAUAAAAGAUAUGUUUCCAAGGUUUCUUAUUCCUAUGCCAUCUACCUUUCUGUUUGAAAUCCUAGCGCUGUAUAUAGAUAGCCUUGGGGCAUUUAUUUGCUAGUAGUUUUAUGUAAAUGGCUACCUUGAGGACAACUAGGAUGCUUUUAUUCCUAUUUUAUGGAGUUAUAGGUGGAGGUAACUUCACUGAUUUUUCUUCUCUCA